This is a messenger RNA of Salvia splendens (bonfire salvia), 1598 nucleotides long. RefSeq lists its product as uncharacterized. Bases 227 to 1306 code for a protein of 359 amino acids. Gene Ontology annotation, molecular function: 3'-5' exonuclease activity; nucleic acid binding. The record is from RefSeq and is a predicted model, not a curated record. Gene Ontology annotation, cellular component: nucleus; cytoplasm. NCBI's taxonomy places the organism in Eukaryota, Viridiplantae, Streptophyta, Magnoliopsida, Lamiales, Lamiaceae. The transcript is spliced from 2 exons.
UGUUACGCCUUGAAUGAAUUGUUGAGGUUGAGUUUGAGUAAUUUUUUUGUGGAGUGAAAGUUGUGAGUCGAUCGAUCGAUCGCACGCAGAUGGCCACCACCCUCGGCUGGCCCAUCUCAAUGUCUUUGACAGAUUGCUAGCAAAGACCGUGUGUUCAAUCGAUCCAUUUCUUCUUCUUCUUCUUCUUCUUAAUUAAUUACAAUUUCUCAGAGUGUAUAAUUAAUUAAUGGCGGCUGGGGUGGUAUACCUGCGCACUAACCGUUUCGAGGUGAAGCUUCAAGGCAUCACCUUCAAGAAGAAGAUCUUCGAAAAUCUCUGCAAAAUCGACUUCCUCUUCCCCGACGGCAAGACAUGGGAUGACCCUCCUGUCGUCGGCCUCGACGUUAUGUGCCAUCCCCGCGACCCCUCCAUCAUCCUCCUCCUCCUCUCCUUCGGCGUCGGCUGCCUCAUCCUCCGCUUCGGCGCCGGCGAAUCCCUCCCCGCCCCCAUCCACAGGUUCCUGGCCGACAAGCGGAUCCGGUUCGUCGGGUUCGGCAUUCUAGAGAAAACCGAGCUCUUCCCCUUCCACGAAUUAGGUCUGAGCAAGAGGCAAAUAGACAUCGGCUACAUCGCCGCUAGGGUUUUCAAGGACCCUAAAUACAAACGCUACGAGCUCGGCGACCUCGCCCGCAAGGUCGUCGGGAUCAAGAGGAUGGUCGGGCUGACCGAGUCCGCCUCCUUCGAGCGCCACGCGCAGAUCAAGUGCGCCAUAUGCCAGCUCUUCGUGACCAGCCUCAUCGCCAUGGGCAUGCUCCACAGAAAGAGGCUCCAAUCUCCCUCCAAGAAGCCUUCCUUCGCCAAAAAUCUCAAUUCUCUCCAACUCCUCGCCGAGGGAUGGUUCAAGCUUCCCGGCAGCAAGAACAUCCCACCGGACGGCACCGGCGCCGACGAAGCCGACGCCGAGAUCCGCGCACGGAUGGAGGAUCUCCUCGACGCCAAGCACCGAGAGGAUCCGUUCUCCGACUACUUCGCCGAAGAGUCUCCGGCGUAUUGGUCGGGAGGAGACAACGAGAAAGGCAACAACUCCGGCGACGACAAGUCGUCGGCGGGCGGCGGGAUGCAGAAGCCUAUAAAGGGAAUCCUCAAGUGCCCAUCGACAACGUUGAACCGGAGCGAGUCGUGUAGGUCGCCGGUGGGGGCUCUAUCGACAACGUUGAAUCGGAGCGAGUCGUGUAGGUCGCCGGUGGGGACUUUAUCGCCGUCGCCGAGUCAGAAACUGAAAAGGGCAAAUUCAAAAGGGUGCAACGUAAGGUUUAACUUCCAAUAGCCAUAGGUGGCUAGUUGAUUAAAUGAUUAGGCAACAAUAUCACUUUCCUUAAUUUGCUCUCGUCUAUGUAGAGUUGCUGCAUUUUUUUUUCUAACUGUUCCUUUAUAUUUUCAAACACAUUACCGAAAAAAUAAAUGUUCUACUAGUUGUUAUGGAACGUGCGCAUGGUACGUUGAUUUAUGUAGUUUGUUUUAUUUUUGAGGAACAGAUUAAUGUGUUUGGCUAAGAGAAGAGUUUUGUAAUCUGUAAUUUCUAUACGUUAUGAUUUAUAUUAAUCAUAGAAUUAUCUUUA